Aspergillus versicolor CBS 583.65 is the source of this 985-nucleotide messenger RNA. Its product is annotated as alpha/beta hydrolase. The transcript has 2 exons. Lineage: Eukaryota; Fungi; Ascomycota; Eurotiomycetes; Eurotiales; Aspergillaceae. The record is from RefSeq and is a predicted model, not a curated record. The coding region runs from base 1 to 957 and encodes 318 amino acids. Gene Ontology annotation, molecular function: hydrolase activity.
AUGACGAAGCCAGAAGUUGCACCAGAGUGGCAAGAGUUCCUCAACGAACUCGGCGAGUCGUCCGUAGCUCUCCAUGGCUCGCUCAGUGAUAUUCAGAAUCGCUGGGGCGAGAUCAUCCUAACCAUGUUGAAAAAGUCCAAGCUGCCAGAGCCCGACCGGACAGUGCAAACUCGGGACGUAACUCUCAAGGACUUCUGGCUCAGGGUGUAUACUCCGCCUGGAACCACAGCGAACAAGCCAGUGGGCAUUUACUUCCACGGCGGAGGAUGGGCCAUGGGCAGCGUUAACCAGGAGGACGCCAUCUGUCGGCUGAUAAGCAAACACCACGAAAUGACGCUGGUCAGUGUCUCGUAUCGACUCGCGCCGGAAUACAAAUGCCCGAUUCCCCUCGACGACUGCGUGGCAGGCGUAGACUGGGCGCUCGCCAACCUGCAAGCAUCGUCUGCAGUGAUCAUCGGCGCAUCUGCAGGGGGCAAUCUGGCCUUUGGUGCCGCACUCAAGAUGAUCGACCAGGGACGCGCCGAGCAGAUCGAGGGUGUAGUGUCUCUUGUUCCUAUCACUGUGCAUCGAGACGCCGUCCCCGAGGAGGCGAGGGCGCGAUACACCGCGUACGACGUCAAUGCCAACGCUACUGUGAAUUCCGCAGCUGCAAUGCAGACGUUCUUCGAUGCAUACGGCCCAUCACCGGAUGACAAGUACACGUCGUGUCUUCUGCAUCCGAACCUCAAGCAGCUGAAGAAGGUGUACAUCGCCGAGUGUGGCUUGGAUACGCUGCGAGACGACGCAGUCCUGAUGAAGGAGGCUUUAGAGAGAGACGGUGUCCCUGUUUCCUACGAUUCUUACCCUGGAUUUCCCCAUUACUCUUGGACUUUUCCCUCGAAACAUCUUGACAAGCACCGCGAGCAGUUCCUAUCUCAGAUGCUAGACGGGGUGAAAUGGGUAGCAGGCAUUCAAUAGACAAUAUGCUCGAUAGCAAUAUUACCAC